This is a messenger RNA of Sphaerodactylus townsendi, 625 nucleotides long. RefSeq names its product prominin-2-like. The record is from RefSeq and is a predicted model, not a curated record. The transcript is spliced from 6 exons. Gene Ontology annotation, molecular function: cholesterol binding. The coding region runs from base 161 to 625 and encodes 154 amino acids. Gene Ontology annotation, cellular component: apical plasma membrane; prominosome; cell surface. NCBI's taxonomy places the organism in Eukaryota, Metazoa, Chordata, Lepidosauria, Squamata, Sphaerodactylidae.
CAGUGGGGUCUGCUUCAGCUUCCUCUUCUCCUGGCUGUUGAUUCUCUUGGUCUUUGUCACAUUCUUCAUUGGAGGAAAUGUCCAAACACUGGUGUGCAAGCACUGGGCCAGUCAAGAGAUCUACCAGUUCAUUGACACACCUGGCAAUCUGCCUCCUUCUAUGAACAUCACCAAGCGCCUAGGCCUAAAGAAGGGGCUCAACCUUACAACUGCUUAUCGGCAAUGUAGGAAUGGUGCAGGCCUCUGGGAAAUUCUGCAACUUGAGGAGAGCUACAGUCUUAACAACCAUCUCAGUGUCACACAGUACACUGCAGAGUUUCAGAAGCGCCUGGAUGAGUUUAACUUCACCUUUGAAGACAUUCUGUUAACCAGAGAUGGAAAACGAGACUUGGAGACCUUCAAGGAGAGUGGCAUUGACCGGAUAGAUUUUACAGGCUUCCUGACAGAGCUUAUCCUGAGGAAUAAGUACAAUUUGCAAGUUCACUCUGCUUCUCCCCCCUCUCCCCCGGCCAGACUUUAUGAGCAGGAGCAGAUCGGGAUGUUAAAACAGCCCUGGGGCAAGACGAGCCAAGCGCUGGAUCUGUUCAGUUCACACUCAGACUGCAGCGAUGAUAACAAUGGCUGA